AGCACUGCUACCAACAGUUCGCGGCAACAAUUAACAUUAACACAAACGUGUAAACUGUGACUUUACUAAUAUUGCUAAUAAAAACGUCUCUAGGCGUAGGUGGUCGUUUCCUAAUUUAAGUUCAUUCCGUUCGCUCGGCUCCUGCUUGAGAAUUUUUCACAUAUAGUGUUUAGUGUGCUAUGCACUUGAUAAGUGUUGGUGUAAGUGCGUACUCGGUGGUAGUAUCCUGCUGCUUGGAAUUCUGCCCGCAGGAGUUUUCCUGCAAUGUAGCCGCAGGACUGUGGUACGCGCCCUGCUGCUCGACUAGGAGCUAGACUCUUCCCUUUCCGGACGAUUUUUCUGCCCAUCUGGAUUUCCGCAAAGGUUAAACCUACGAUGAAUUUGAGGAAUAUGUGUUGGCUGGUGAUACUGGCCAUCCUCGAGUGCUGUUGGAGGACGUCGUCUUCGAACCUACCCAAAGAAGCCCUGGCUGAAGUAGAAGCGAGCCUGCUGUCUCUGUUCGGUUUUAAAUCUCGGCCUAAAAUAGACAAAUCCAAAAUAGUGAUACCUCAAGCCUUGAUACAAAUGUACGAGAAGCAGACGGGGUUUCCUUUCGAGACAGCGUCGAUACCAAAAAAGGGAUUGCACACGAGAAGUGCCAACACAAUAAGGAGUUUUACUCAUAUUGAAAGUCCAAUAGACUUAAGGUUUCCGGGGCAUCACAAAUUUCGGUUGAAAUUCGACCUCUCGAGUCUCCCAGAAGGAGAAAAACUGCAAGCGGCGGAACUGACCUUAAAUCGCAAGGUGAUCGACUGGAUAGCAAAAGAAGACCACCGGAAGGCGCACUUCCAGAGGCUCCUGGUCAUCGACAUCGUCAAACCGGGCGUCAAGGGAAAACACGGAGCCAUAACGAGGGUAAUCGACAGCAAACUCAUAGAUACGAGAAGGAACGCCACCCUAAGCCUGGACGUAUUCCCGGCAGCCCAAAGGUGGAUCGAGGAUCCGAGAAGCAACCACGGCAUCCUCAUUUCCGUUUCAGGAAUCGGAAGAAACAAGACGACGCCAGCGAAGCACGUUCGAUUACGGAGGAGUCAAAAUGAAGACGAUAACUCUUGGAAGAUAGUGCAACCCUUACUGUUCACUUACACGGACGACGGGAAGAACAAACAGAAGACGGGGGCGGAGAUGCUGCAGAUCCAGCGCAAGAGGAGGGCCGCCAAAAGACACAACAAGCGGAAAGACGACAAACGUGAGCCUUGCAGCAGGCACAAAAUGUACGUGGAUUUCAACCAGGUAGGUUGGAGCGACUGGAUCGUAGCACCUCCAGGUUACGACGCCUACCACUGCCAAGGCGAGUGCAAUUUUCCCCUGCCGGAGCAUCUCAACUCGACGAAUCACGCCAUCGUACAGACUCUUAUGAACUCAGUGAGUCCUACCAAGGUUCCUAAAACGUGUUGCGUGCCCACGCAACUCAACGCGAUAUCCAUGUUGUAUCUGGACGACGAGAACAAAGUCGUCCUGAAGAACUACAAAGAAAUGGUUGUGAUUGGUUGUGGGUGCCGGUAGUGGCCCUUGUCGUCUCUGUAACCGCGUCUGUGAUCUAGAACUCGAGGCUACCGUAGCGCGAACAGUUGUCCCAGUGAAACAAGUACCGUUUCAGUGCACAGGGUGAAACCCGCUUCCAAGUGUGCAGCUGACUAUUUUGUCUUCUCAUCUGUGAUUGUAAUUUUAAUUCGAACGUAAGGGUUGCAAUUUGAUAUCGCUUUAAACGGUGCAGUUACUUUAGAAUGCUUUAAAUGCCCCAAUCGUUUUUACAAUGCCUCGACUGCUUCGCGAAAGUUCAAAACUUAAGCGAACUGGAACCGUUUUACUACUUGACGAAAAUUAGAUGCUUAAUUUUGUUCAUACUGUUUCAAGACAACGCCUUAUCAAGAGAAUAUCAGAGGGAAUAAAAGAUUUUAUUGAGAAACUUACCCAAAAUUAUCUUUAUUAGCGCAUAUACAGCAACAGUAUGAAGACAAAAUUUAAACCAAUUGCCUAGUUGCAAUGUGAACCGUUUUUUUAAUUAAAAACUGGUACUUACUUUCAUACUAGGGUUGACGAUUAUGUCUCGUUAUAUGUGACAUAAAGAAUUCUUGUCUCAUAAGGACAAGGAGAGACUGACUAAGAUUUGUAUCUCGUAAAAAUAAAAAAUUAACCAAGAUUAGGUACUGCAAAUGCACUUAGAAAGAAACAUACCGAUGUUCUAAAUUAACUGCACUGUUAUUUAUACACGUAACUGCUAACUUAACCUGUUAACCAGUGGCUGGUGGCUGAUGUGAGCCACGCAGUCUUCAAUGUUGCAGUGGACGUGAAUAUCGUUUUCGUUAUUAACUUGUUAACAGUUAAUACAGUACAGGGAAGCAACAAAAAAUUAGAAACAUUUUAAAAUGUUGUUGUGGUGUUAGUCUUACUUAGUUUUGUUAACUUGUAAUUAAGGGUUGAAUUUCUGAAUGAUUAUUCGUUAUUUGGAUUUUUAAAGUCGGUGUUCAUGAAAUGGUUCUCUUUUUUUGUCCACUCUGUACCUACAAGUCUAUGCAACUGAGUCAAAUGUAAUAUAUUAGUACCUGGAUAAGGAGUAUUUAUUGAUUAUUGAUAGUAAUGUGCAUAUUGUACAGAUUAAAUUGUAAAUGGAAAUAAGCUAAUACUUAUUUUGUAAAAUUAUGUAAGCUUUUG
Messenger RNA from Anoplophora glabripennis (Asian longhorned beetle), 2694 nucleotides. It is a transcript of the gene dpp, whose product is annotated as protein decapentaplegic. Bases 376 to 1545 code for a protein of 389 amino acids. The record is from RefSeq and is a predicted model, not a curated record. Lineage: Eukaryota; Metazoa; Arthropoda; Insecta; Coleoptera; Cerambycidae. Gene Ontology annotation, molecular function: cytokine activity; growth factor activity. Gene Ontology annotation, cellular component: extracellular region. Gene Ontology annotation, biological process: BMP signaling pathway; SMAD protein signal transduction. The transcript has 3 exons.